This is a messenger RNA of Arctia plantaginis, 5061 nucleotides long. The record is from the annotation of a GenBank genome assembly. Lineage: Eukaryota; Metazoa; Arthropoda; Insecta; Lepidoptera; Erebidae.
AUGGCUAUGUCAAUGUUUAAAUUAUCUUCCGCUUUAAUUCAGUCUUCUAAGCAAGUCCGAUGCUUAGCUGGCUUAGACGGUCGUACUGCAAAAUGCAAUAUUUCCACCACUCAUGUGAGACCGAGAAAAGAAAAAGACACGAUGGGAGAGCUGGAGGUGCCAGACGACAGACUGUACGGCUGCCAAACUGUACGAUCCAUCAUGAACUUCCCAAUCGGUGGUAUUGAAGAACGUAUGCCGUACCCCGUCAUUGUAGCCUUCGGUAUCCUAAAGAAAGCUGCCGCCAAAGUCAACAUUGAGUAUGGACUGGAUAAGAAAAUUGCGGAAGCUAUAAUGCAAGCGUGUGAUGAUGUAAUAUCUGGCAAGUUAUACCGUGAAGGACACUUCCCUCUGGUCAUCUGGCAAACGGGAUCCGGCACCCAGUCUAACAUGAACACGAACGAAGUAAUAGCCAACCGCGCGAUCCAAAUAUUGGGUGGCAAACUAGGCAGCAAAUCUCCGGUGCACCCCAACGACCAUGUGAACAAAUCCCAAAGCUCCAACGACACGUACCCCACCGCCAUGCACAUCGCCGUGGCGAUGGAGCUGCGCGACAAGCUCAUGCCGGGCCUGUGCGCGCUCAGGGACGCUCUGGAAGCUAAAACCAAGGAAUUCGAUAAAAUCAUCAAAAUCGGCAGGACGCACUUCAUGGACGCGACGCCGCUGACGCUGGGGCAGGAGUUCAGCGGCUACGCGGCGCAGCUCAACUACAGCAUCGAGCGCGUGUGCACCACCCUGCCGCGCCUGCACUACCUCGCGCUGGGCGGCACCGCCGUCGGCACCGGCCUCAACACGCGCAUCGGCUUCGCAGAGAAGUGCGCCGCGGAGAUCUCCUCGCUCACCGGUACUGUGUCCCUCUCACACACCCCACACCCCACAGCCCACAGCCCACGGCACCGGCCUCAACACGCGCAUCGGCUUCGCAGAGAAGUGCGCCGCGGAGAUCUCCUCGCUCACCGGUACUGUGUCCCUCUCACACACCCCACACCCCACAGCCCACAGCCCACGGCACCGGCCUCAACACGCGCAUCGGCUUCGCAGAGAAGUGCGCCGCGGAGAUCUCCUCGCUCACCGGUACUGUGUCCCUCUCACACACCCCACAGCCCACAGCCCACAGCCCACGGCACCGGCCUCAACACGCGCAUCGGCUUCGCAGAGAAGUGCGCCGCGGAGAUCUCCUCGCUCACCGGUACUGUGUCCCUCUCACACACCCCACACCCCACAUGCCCACAGCCCACGGCACCGGCCUCAACACGCGCAUCGGCUUCGCAGAGAAGUGCGCCGCGGAGAUCUCCUCGCUCACCGGUACUGUGUCCCUCUCACACACCCCACAGCCCACAGCCCACAGCCCACGGCACCGGCCUCAACACGCGCAUCGGCUUCGCAGAGAAGUGCGCCGCGGAGAUCUCCUCGCUCACCGGUACUGUGUCCCUCUCACACACCCCACACCCCACAGCCCACAGCCCACGGCACCGGCCUCAACACGCGCAUCGGCUUCGCAGAGAAGUGCGCCGCGGAGAUCUCCUCGCUCACCGGUACUGUGUCCCUCUCACACACCCCACACCCCACAGCCCACAGCCCACGGCACCGGCCUCAACACGCGCAUCGGCUUCGCAGAGAAGUGCGCCGCGGAGAUCUCCUCGCUCACCGGUACUGUGUCCCUCUCACACACCCCACACCCCACAGCCCACAGCCCACGGCACCGGCCUCAACACGCGCAUCGGCUUCGCAGAGAAGUGCGCCGCGGAGAUCUCCUCGCUCACCGGUACUGUGUCCCUCUCACACACCCCACACCCCACAGCCCACAGCCCACGGCACCGGCCUCAACACGCGCAUCGGCUUCGCAGAGAAGUGCGCCGCGGAGAUCUCCUCGCUCACCGGUACUGUGUCCCUCUCACACACCCCACACCCCACAGCCCACAGCCCACGGCACCGGCCUCAACACGCGCAUCGGCUUCGCAGAGAAGUGCGCCGCGGAGAUCUCCUCGCUCACCGGUACUGUGUCCCUCUCACACACCCCACACCCCACAGCCCACAGCCCACGGCACCGGCCUCAACACGCGCAUCGGCUUCGCAGAGAAGUGCGCCGCGGAGAUCUCCUCGCUCACCGGUACUGUGUCCCUCUCACACACCCCACACCCCACAGCCCACAGCCCACGGCACCGGCCUCAACACGCGCAUCGGCUUCGCAGAGAAGUGCGCCGCGGAGAUCUCCUCGCUCACCGGUACUGUGUCCCUCUCACACACCCCACACCCCACAGCCCACAGCCCACGGCACCGGCCUCAACACGCGCAUCGGCUUCGCAGAGAAGUGCGCCGCGGAGAUCUCCUCGCUCACCGGUACUGUGUCCCUCUCACACACCCCACACCCCACAGCCCACAGCCCACGGCACCGGCCUCAACACGCGCAUCGGCUUCGCAGAGAAGUGCGCCGCGGAGAUCUCCUCGCUCACCGGUACUGUGUCCCUCUCACACACCCCACACCCCACAGCCCACAGCCCACGGCACCGGCCUCAACACGCGCAUCGGCUUCGCAGAGAAGUGCGCCGCGGAGAUCUCCUCGCUCACCGGUACUGUGUCCCUCUCACACACCCCACACCCCACAGCCCACAGCCCACGGCACCGGCCUCAACACGCGCAUCGGCUUCGCAGAGAAGUGCGCCGCGGAGAUCUCCUCGCUCACCGGUACUGUGUCCCUCUCACACACCCCACACCCCACAGCCCACAGCCCACGGCACCGGCCUCAACACGCGCAUCGGCUUCGCAGAGAAGUGCGCCGCGGAGAUCUCCUCGCUCACCGGUACUGUGUCCCUCUCACACACCCCACAGCCCACAGCCCACGGCACCGGCCUCAACACGCGCAUCGGCUUCGCAGAGAAGUGCGCCGCGGAGAUCUCCUCGCUCACCGGUACUGUGUCCCUCUCACACACCCCACAGCCCACAGCCCACAGCCCACGGCACCGGCCUCAACACGCGCAUCGGCUUCGCAGAGAAGUGCGCCGCGGAGAUCUCCUCGCUCACCGGUACUGUGUCCCUCUCACACACCCCACACCCCACACCCCACACCCCACACCCCACACCCCACAGCCCACAGCCCACGGCACCGGCCUCAACACGCGCAUCGGCUUCGCAGAGAAGUGCGCCGCGGAGAUCUCCUCGCUCACCGGUACUGUGUCCCUCUCACACACCCCACACCCCACAGCCCACAGCCCACGGCACCGGCCUCAACACGCGCAUCGGCUUCGCAGAGAAGUGCGCCGCGGAGAUCUCCUCGCUCACCGGUACUGUGUCCCUCUCACACACCCCACACCCCACACCCCACAGCCCACAGCCCACGGCACCGGCCUCAACACGCGCAUCGGCUUCGCAGAGAAGUGCGCCGCGGAGAUCUCCUCGCUCACCGGUACUGUGUCCCUCUCACACACCCCACACCCCACACCCCACGGCACCGGCCUCAACACGCGCAUCGGCUUCGCAGAGAAGUGCGCCGCGGAGAUCUCCUCGCUCACCGGUACUGUGUCCCUCUCACACACCCCACACCCCACACCCCACACCCCACACCCCACACCCCACAGCCCACAGCCCACGGCACCGGCCUCAACACGCGCAUCGGCUUCGCAGAGAAGUGCGCCGCGGAGAUCUCCUCGCUCACCGGUACUGUGUCCCUCUCACACACCCCACACCCCACACCCCACACCCCACACCCCACAGCCCACAGCCCACGGCACCGGCCUCAACACGCGCAUCGGCUUCGCAGAGAAGUGCGCCGCGGAGAUCUCCUCGCUCACCGGUACUGUGUCCCUCUCACACACCCCACACCCCACACCCCACAGCCCACAGCCCACAGCCCACGGCACCGGCCUCAACACGCGCAUCGGCUUCGCAGAGAAGUGCGCCGCGGAGAUAUCCUCGCUCACCGGUACUGUGUCCCUCUCACACACCCCACACCCCACACCCCACAGCCCACAGCCCACAGCCCACGGCACCGGCCGCAACACGCGCAUCGGCUUCACAGAGAAGUGCGCCGCGGAGAUCUCCUCGCUCACCGGUACUGUGUCCCUCUCACACACCCCACACCCCACAGCCCACAGCCCACGGCACCGGCCUCAACACGCGCAUCGGCUUCGCAGAGAAGUGCGCCGCGGAGAUCUCCUCGCUCACCGGUACUGUGUCCCUCUCACACACCCCACAGCCCACAGCCCACAGCCCACGGCACCGGCCUCAACACGCGCAUCGGCUUCGCAGAGAAGUGCGCCGCGGAGAUCUCCUCGCUCACCGGUACUGUGUCCCUCUCACACACCCCACAGCCCACAGCCCACAGCCCACGGCACCGGCCUCAACACGCGCAUCGGCUUCGCAGAGAAGUGCGCCGCGGAGAUCUCCUCGCUCACCGGUAUCCCGUUCGAGACGGCGCCGAACAAGUUCGAGGCGCUGGCGAACCACGACGCGAUGGUGGAGGUGUCGGGCGCGCUCAACACCAUCGCCGUGUCGAUCAUGAAGGUGGCCAACGACAUCCGCAUGCUCGGCUCCGGCCCGCGCUGCGGCAUCGGCGAGCUCAUGCUGCCCGAGAACGAGCCCGGCUCCUCCAUCAUGCCCGGUAAGGUAAACCCGACUCAGUGUGAAGCCAUAACCAUGGUUUGUGCGCAAGUAAUGGGUAACCACGUGGCCUGCACUAUCGGCGGCAGCAAUGGACACUUCGAGCUGAAUGUCUUCAAGACGAUGAUGGUGGCCAACGUGCUGCGAUCUGCGAGACUGCUCGGUGAUUCCUGUUUAGCAUUUACCAAGAACUGCGUGGCAGGCAUCAAGGCAAACGAGAAGACGAUCGACAAACUCAUGCGGGAAUCACUCAUGUUGGUCACCGCGCUCAACCCACACAUCGGUUAUGAUAAGGCUGCACAGAUUGCGAAGACAGCUCACCACGAAGGUGGUACCCUAAAAGACACAGCCAUCAAACUAGGCAUCCUCACAGCAGAACAGUUCGACCAGUGGGUCAAGCCGGAGAACAUGUUGGGACCUAAGUAA